AUGCCUUCAACUGGAACAAAAGAGGUUCAGGUUCCUCGAACAAAUGAAAAUGUCUUUUUGUUCAUACCCAAUCUCAUCGGUUAUACGCGAAUUAUCCUUGCAUCUCUGUCUCUGUAUUAUAUGCCAUGGCAUCCCAAGGUCUGUGUAAGUCUGUAUUGUAUUUCUUGUUUAUUGGAUGCUGUCGAUGGUAAUGCCGCUAGACAUUUCAAUCAAUGCAGUCGAUUUGGCGCUGUGUUGGACAUGGUGACAGAUAGAUGUACAACCACUUGUCUCUUAUGUUUCCUAUCUCUCAAAUAUCCUGAAUGGACCAUUCUUUUCCAAUUCCUCGUAUCUCUUGACUUUAGUUCUCAUUAUAUGCACAUGUACAGUUCAAUGAUCUCGGGAUCCUCGAGUCACAAGAAAAUCAGUGAGAAGCAAAGUUGGUAUCUUCGCAUUUACUACAACAACAAUAUUGUUUUGUUCCUCAUGUGUGCCGGUAAUGAGCUCUUCUUUGUCGCUCUUUAUGUUCUCAAAUUCACUGGACCUAUAAACUUCUUCUGGUGGAGUGUAUUAUCAGUGACAGGUGUUAUUUGCUUUGCUAAACAAUUCAUCAACGUUGUACAAAUUGUUAAUGCGAGCAAGACAUUAGCAACCAUUGAUCAGGAGGAAAGAGCAAAGAUUGCUUUAGAGAAGAAUAACUAG
Mucor velutinosus is the source of this 681-nucleotide messenger RNA. RefSeq lists its product as uncharacterized. NCBI's taxonomy places the organism in Eukaryota, Fungi, Mucoromycota, Mucoromycetes, Mucorales, Mucoraceae. The record is from RefSeq and is a predicted model, not a curated record. The transcript has 7 exons. Gene Ontology annotation, biological process: phosphatidylinositol biosynthetic process. The coding region runs from base 1 to 681 and encodes 226 amino acids. Gene Ontology annotation, cellular component: Golgi apparatus; membrane. Gene Ontology annotation, molecular function: CDP-diacylglycerol-inositol 3-phosphatidyltransferase activity.